AUGAAUAUAAGUACGUAUACCAGUACUAAUAAUACGACUAUAAAUCAAGUCAGGCUUUUACCCCAAUCUUCAGGCUUUUACCCAAAUCUUCAGACUUUUACCUUAAUCCUAAGAUUAUUUACCCCAAUCUCCAGAUUUUUCAAGUUAAAAGCAAAACAAGAAUUUCAACUGAAAGCCAAACAUUUUCUACCUCCUGUAGCGUACGCCCCUGAGUUAUAUCUAUUAGAAGCUACAGCUGAUAUUCGAGCCUCUCUGACUAGUGAUGGUUCCUCACGAUCUCAAUCAUAUAACCGACUGGCAGGGGACGAGAGCCAGCGGGGAUUUCAUUCCUACCGUGAUGGCCCUGGGGGUCCUUAUGAUGAUCGCUACACCCAAACUAUAAUCGAACGAACUAAAACAGAGGAACGUCUACACUGGGACUGGAAAUUGAUGUUUAAGAAGAUAUCAGGGGACAUAACCCAGGCCGUAGAAGCUAGUAUUACUAGUACAAUGAAGACUAAUCUACAUGAGGAAUGGGAACAAUGGCAGACGUAUCAUGCUCUUACUCAAGUCGAGGUGAAAUCAACUUUACGUGGUGGUAAACAUGAUUAUCCUAAAGUUAUAUCUAAGGUUUAUUACAUACUACGUUUAGAAACACAUACAGGUGGAAAACGACAAAACAGGGGCAAUAAAUCUUAUCGUGACCCUGCUUCACAUUAUUCACCUUUACCCAGAAUAGAGUCACGUGCAGGGUCACGUCUUGACACAUCAGGGGGACAGACACACGACUCACACAAAUACACGCCCAGACAAGCUUACUCUCGUCAGUCCAGAGCAGCAGACGGAAAGUAUUCAAACAGACAUGGCAGGCGCGACAAACGCGACAAUGAAUAUCGAGAUGACGAAAACACACAAGAAUACGAUAACCAAUCACAAAACAAACAUUCAAACAGAAACAGACAUCGCUAUAGCGACCAACCUCAAUCAGACGACGACAGACAAGCAUACGAAAAAGGCGGGAAUACUCAGUAUUAUAAAACUCCACGAACUCACAGACAGACGGACGAUGACGAUUAUUUUUCUGAUUCUAAAACACCUCCUCAUUCCCCAGGACGCCCUGUACCAUAUAGUCACACAAAAGGUCAAGGUCAUGGUCACGGUCAUGGUCAAGGUCACGGUCAUGGUCAAGGUCACAAUGAUCCACAUUCAUCACCGAACACCAACCACACCAAUGAGGAUUCGGGUUUUGCAGGCCUGUCACCAGACGAAAGAGAGAGAGAUAAUUAUUUAGAUGAUUAUGAAAGAAGAAAAAGAGAACUUCAACAACGACUAGAUCGAGAGAAAGCAAGACAAAAUCAGCUCAAUCGUCAAAAUGAGGAACUAGCGAGGUUAGCGGAGAUGGAUGAAGCAGAACGAUUGGCCGAGGAGAAACGUAGAGAAGAAGAGUUCGCACGUAGACGGUUCGAAAAUGAAGAACAACGAAAAGAAGCUGAAGAGGAGGAGAGAAGACGCGCCGAGGAAAGACGAAGGGAGGAAGCACGAAGGAAAGAAGAUCGUCAACGCGAAGAUGAAGACAGACGUAGGGAGGAAGAACAGAGAAGGGAAGAUCAACGACUGGAAAAUGAACGAGAGCGAGAAAAGCGAAGACUUGAAGAUGAAGAAAAAUGGCGUCUCGAAGAUGAAGAGAGGGAUAGAUUAAAAAAUUUAAUGCCGAACAACGAAAAAAAGAAAACGAACUUCGAGCGAAGCGUAGAAAGGAUGGAGGAAAGAAAGAGGGAGGAAGAAGCCAAGAGAAAGAGGGAGGAAGAAGCCAAGAGAAAGAGGGAGGAAGAAGCCAAGAGAAAGAGGGAGGAAGAAGCCAGGAGAAAGAGGGAGGAAGAACAAAAAGGUAGAGGAAACGCUUCAAAUAGACGAAAAGGUGCUGAUGAUGAUGAUAACAACAAAAAGCGGAAUCAAGGAAAGGGACGUAACUCAGAUGAUGACAAACGCAGACGUGCUGAUGAUGAUAGAAAGAAAAAUGGCGGAAAGAGUCAAGCAGACGACAAGUCUGGGCGUAAUCGAUCACGAUAUGGUGAUAACGAUGAUAGAUUAACAAAUGGUAAUGAUACAGAUCAUUCAAGAUGGGAUGAUGAUGAUGCUGACAGUCAGAGAUAUCGUGAUAGUGAGAAUGAUGAUAAUGAUAGCAGACGGUAUCGUGAUAAUGAUAACGAUCGUGAUAGACGAAGGAGAUCUGGAUCAGCUGAUGAUGAUGAUGGUUUCCCAACUCCUCCACCAUUAGAGAUGAAAUCCCCACGAGAGGUCCGUGAUACAGAUUCAGCUUACGCUAGACGAAGGGAUGAAAAGGAAAGAUUACUAGCUGAGCUAGAUGAAGCAAGAGAUUUGAGGAAAACAGCUGAACAAGAUCGGGAAGAACUAGUCAAACGAGCCAAACAAUUACAACAUAAAACAACCAAUAGAAGAAAUAAUGCAAGAGAUGUUUGGAAGAAACGUUAUUUUGAAGAAAAGAAGAGAACAGCACCUCUAGAAGAUUCUACUAAUAGAUUACGUCACGAACUAGAAGUUUUACAUCGUAAACUAAUGACAACAUUGGAAGGACCUAAAGAUGGUAAACCUGUAAAAUAUAUUGAUGGUAAACCAUCACCUAAGAAUAACUAUAUCAUUCAGUGUACCAGAUUGCAGCACGAGAUCGAAGAUUUGAGACGAAGAUCAGAGAACGCCAAGAUGAAGCUCACGGCUGAAAUGAAGUUGAGAACGGCAGCAGAGAGUGAGUUAAAAUCAGUUCGGGCGAAUCGUAUACGGAGAAAAGUCAACACAGGAGGCUCGGCAUUCACUCAGCCUCUUGAUUGGGGAGUUCGAAAUUUGUUUCAAACAAAUCACCCGAUUCGUCAGCAGGAUGCGUUGAUGAACAUGUGA
Molecule: messenger RNA, 2892 nt
Organism: Lottia gigantea (owl limpet)
Lineage: Eukaryota; Metazoa; Mollusca; Gastropoda; Lottiidae
Exons: 15
Coding region: 1-2892 (963 amino acids)
Source: RefSeq, a predicted model, not a curated record